This is a messenger RNA of Psilocybe cubensis, 1515 nucleotides long. RefSeq lists its product as uncharacterized. The coding region runs from base 1 to 1515 and encodes 504 amino acids. The transcript has 4 exons. The record is from RefSeq and is a predicted model, not a curated record. NCBI's taxonomy places the organism in Eukaryota, Fungi, Basidiomycota, Agaricomycetes, Agaricales, Agrocybaceae.
AUGGACAACUCGUCCUCUUCCAGUUCAACUUCCAGCUCCUCCUCCUCCUCCUCCUCUAGCUCUACUACCACUCUCUCCUCGUCCUCCGUCUCCAGCUCCACUACGCCCCCGCCGCCGUCUUCCUCCUCCUCCUCGUCUACGACUCCACCGCCUUCCUCUUCUAGCUCGUCCUCCCAGCCACCACCACCGCCACCGCCCCAGUCUUCCUCCUCCUCGCUGCCUGUCUCGUCCAGCUCCACCCAGCCGCCGCCACCGCCGCCGCCCUCCUCCUCCUCCCGUCCCCCACCUUCUCCCUCCCCCUCACCCGACCCGCCACCACCAACGCCUCAGGUUAUCAUUUCUACUUUUUCUACCCGCGUCGUUAUUACCACAACUGAUAGCCGAGGCUUCGUCUCUACUACUGCUCCCUUGGUCAUCACAGAGACUUCUACUUCCACUCUCCAGGAUGGCUCCCUCGUCACUGUCACUCAGACCUACUCAAAUCCAACCCUCAGUCCAGACAACAACAACUCCAAGGGAAACUCCUUCUUCUCAAAUACAGGCGCCGUCGCUGCUGUCUUUGUCCUCGUAGGCCUUGCCGCCGCCGCCAUCAUCCUUUACCUCCUCUUCGCUCUCCGCCGCCGCCGCCGCACCCUGCGUCUCGAACACGACACUGCCGUCUCAGCCACCCUCGCAGCCGCAGGCUUCCACCGCACCCCCCUCGACGACGACGAUGACCCCGCAGCAGGUGCCCGCCACUCUCGCCUAUACAGCGGCGUUGGCAGCUCCAUAGACGACCCCUUCCAGGCCCGUGCCAUCCUCCAGCGCCGCUCCAGCUCCGGUCUCGCCAUGAGUUCCGUCCCUUCUGCCUCCGCAGGUCGCACCUCCGCAUACCUCGACGACAACGGCGAUUUCAACCCUUAUGCCAGUGGUGACUAUAUUCUCCCAGCUGCCGCACGCGACGGCGCGAAUUACCUCAAUAAUGGUACUCAAGCACCACCGAAUGCCGCACUCGUGGGUGGAAUGAGGCGCGAUCGGAGUAACAGCUCAGGGCUCGCGGAGAUGAGCGCACAUACCCAUAAUUACAGUAAUAGCGGGAGCUUUGAGCCGCUCCUCGCGUCGUACUACCGCCGGUCAAUGGGCACCGGGAACCCCCCGUCGCCUGUCCUGCCCCUCGUACCCCUCGGUGCGAGCGCAGGCCCAGACCCAGCCCCAGAUGUCGGACAGGAACCAAACACCGUCCGCUUCCCACCGGCAUACUCGUCAUCGCACGGGCACGAGCAGCCGUCUGUUGAGCCGCUGGUACAGAUCUCCGGUGAUGACAAUGGCAAUGAUAACGCGGACAAGGACGCCGCGUCGUCGGUGUACUCGAGCAAUAGCUUGUUGGUGGAUGAGAGGCUUGACCCGGGCUUGCGCCUGCGCCAGCGACUGCAGCGCGACACGUCUACGAGGGAUCUGCGCGAUGAGGAGGAUUAUUCGCGGCCUGUGCUUGGUGUCCGGAAUUUGCCUGAUGCGGCUAGCCAGGUGUCUGCAUAG